GCAGGCGCACGGUGGCAGGCGCCAUGGCGCCGCCGGGCUCCGUGAGUCGGUACCUGCUGCUGAUGGCACAGGAGCACCUGGAGUUCCGCCUGCCGGAAAUAAAGUCUUUACUAUCUCUGUUUGGAGGCCAGUUCAUUAACAGUCAGGAAACUUAUGGAAAGUCUCCAUUUUGGAUUCUGAGCAUUCCCUCUGAAGAUAUUGCAAGAAACUUAAUGAAGCGGACCGUGUGCGCCAAGUCUAUAUUUGAACUAUGGGGUCAUGGAAAAUCUCCUGAGGAGCUGUAUACUUCUCUUAAAAAUUACCCUGUGGAAAAGAUGGUUCCAUUUCUACAUUCAGACUCUACGUAUAAAAUAAAGAUUCACACGUUUAAUAAAACAUUGACUCAAGAAGAAAAAGUCAAACGAAUAGAUGCACUUGAAUUUCUUCCAUUUGAGGGAAAAGUGAACUUAAGGACACCACAACAUGUAUUCUCUGUUUUGGAGGACUAUGGUUUGGACCCAAACUGCAUCCCCGAGAAGCCGCAUAAUAUUUAUUUUGGUAGAUGGAUUGCAGAUGGGCAAAGAGAGCUAAUUGAGUCAUAUAGUGUCAAAAAGAGACAUUUUAUUGGAGGUACAAGUAUGGAUGCUGGUUUAUCAUUCAUCAUGGCCAACCAUGCCAGAGUGAAAGAAAAUGAUGUUGUCUUUGAUCCAUUUGUUGGAACAGGUGGUCUCCUGAUAGCAUCUGCUCACUUUGGUGCAUAUGUGUGUGGGACAGACAUAGACUACAACACAGUUCACGGCUUAGGAAAGGCUACUAGAAAGAACCAGAAAUGGCGAGGACCAGAUGAAAACAUCAGGGCAAAUCUUCGUCAGUAUGGUUUAGAGAAGUUUUAUCUUGAUGUCUUGGUUUCAGAUGCUUCUAAGCCUUCCUGGAGGAAGGGAACAUAUUUUGAUGCAAUCAUCACAGAUCCUCCAUAUGGUAUCAGAGAAUCUACAAGAAGAUCAGGUUCACAGAAGAAAAUACCAAAGGGAAUAGAAAAAUGUCCAGAAAGCCAUGUUCCUGUCUCCUUGAAUUACCACCUGGGUGACAUGUUUUUUGACCUAUUAAACUUUGCAGCUGAGACCCUCGUCCUGGGCGGAAGACUAGUCUAUUGGUUACCAGUGUAUACUCCAGAGUACAGUGAAGAAAUGGUGCCCUGGCACCCUUGCCUCGCACUUCUCAGCAACUGUGAACAAAAGCUUUCCGGUCACACAGCAAGACGUUUGAUCACCAUGGAAAAGGUGAAGGAGUUUGAGAACCGGGACCAGUAUUCACACCUGCUGCGUGAUCGUUUUCUGCCAUUCCAAGGUCUUAAUUCCUUCCGAGAGAAAUAUUUUAGUGGUAUAACAAAAAGAAAUGCCAAGGAAGAAAAAUCCGGCCAAGAGUGAGAACUAUGAUUUUGACACCCAAGAAAAAAUAAGAAUUUUAUAGAAAAGGUCAUUGGAUGUGAAUUUGUGUGUAUGAUUUAUAAAACCUAUUCUGUUUUAAAUUUUUUAUAUAAAUAACUGCUAUUAUUCAGAAUUGAAUAAUUUCAAAAUAGUCUUUCUUUUAGAGACUAUUUUGAUGUUAUGUGUCUUUUGAACCUGGUUAAAUGCCAGGGACUGAUACAUAUAGACAGACUCAGUGUUUAUAUUUUAUACAAAGAAAAUACUGUUAACUUUUAAUCAGUAUCUACCAGAUAUAUGGUAGGUAAUUAAUAGUGAUUUAGAAUUGACUAGUUUUGUAAAUUUGCUUGGUUUAGUUUUGUUGUAACUGUUUUUCAUUGCCACCAAUAAACUGUACUGGAAAUUUCUAAAAAUUGUGUGUUUAUGAGCUCAUGUCACGGAGAACUUUGAGGAAAAUGAAUGUUUAAUAUAAAUUUCAUACUGGUCAUAACAGCGGUGGCCAAGCUGAUGCAAGGAAGGCUAAAGCCUGAGAACCACAGAGAUUCCAUGCCUAAGACUUCCAUGGGCCCAUGUACAUCUGAAGGUAUCUGCACCUUGGGUUUACUCGUGUAUUUCUAAAAUUUGACUGUUGGUCAAGUUAACUACCUACCCUCCGGUUUUUGUUCAGAAAGUAACUGACAGUUAAAGCAGGAACAGCAGCUCAAGCCCCUGAUGGUUCUGUAUUGGUUUGAAGUCUAAUCAGUGCUCUAUGUUGAGACAGAAGCUGCACUUUACUUGAAGAGGAAACUUUGCUGAGUCUACAUUUUGUCCACCAUGGAAAUAUCUUCUUUAAAAACCACUGUACACAUUAAUUCUAGAUGCUAGUAGCUGUUUUCUGUGGUCAAAUGUACUUCAGGGGGUAGCAGUAAAUGGAUACUUUCUCUCUAACCAGUGCUUAUUUUUAUUUGUGUUGUUAUUACUAUUAUUUAUUUUGCUGUGACUGCUGAGUUUUCUGAACUCAAUAGAUACACUUUCAUGGCUUAGGAGCUGCAAAAGACCAGUGCUCAGAGGUGAGGCAUUCUUGGUUCUGGCUGUCUUGUCCUGCGGCACUUGAUUUCAGCACGUCUAAACCUUUCCUACUUUGACUGGGUUUCUGGAUGUUAUUUGUGGUACGCUAGGGGAAAUCUAAAAGUAUUCAUGGGUGAUUUAUUUGCAGGAUUCCUGUUAUAUACCAUCUUAUUUUAAAGUUUUUGAGGUUAUAUAGGGA
Messenger RNA from Psammomys obesus (fat sand rat), 2649 nucleotides. RefSeq names its product tRNA methyltransferase 11 homolog (gene Trmt11). The coding region runs from base 24 to 1406 and encodes 460 amino acids. Gene Ontology annotation, molecular function: nucleic acid binding. The record is from RefSeq and is a predicted model, not a curated record. Gene Ontology annotation, cellular component: cytoplasm. Lineage: Eukaryota; Metazoa; Chordata; Mammalia; Rodentia; Muridae. The transcript is spliced from 13 exons. Gene Ontology annotation, biological process: methylation.